Closterium sp. Naga37s-1 is the source of this 684-nucleotide messenger RNA. The record is from the annotation of a GenBank genome assembly. NCBI's taxonomy places the organism in Eukaryota, Viridiplantae, Streptophyta, Zygnematophyceae, Desmidiales, Closteriaceae.
AUGAGGGCGUUGAGGUGCUUCCCCAUGAACGCAACCGACGAGCAGAAGUUGGAUUGUCUCCUCAUGCACCUCACUGACUCCGCCUACAUGUGGGCGGAGAGCAAGGAGUUCAAGACGGUGGCAGGCUUUGAUCAGGCGUUCAAGGAGCGGUUCGAGGAGGAGGAGGAGGAGGAGGAGGAGGAGGAGGAGGAGGAGGAGGAGGAGGAGGAGGAGGAGGAGGAGGAGGAUUCAAGUGUUACCAUUGUGGGAAGGAGGGACAUAUGGGAAGAGUGUCCUCAAAAGGGGAGGCCAGCUAUGAAUGUGAUGCAGCAGAUCUUGGAGAAAUCCAAUCCCACCAUGACCAUAGCGGAGUUCUUGAGUGGGGAGGAAGGAGGAGUGACUCUUAAGAUGAGUGCGUUACCUGGUGACGCCUGCCUGUGUGGUACCAGCACGGGCAAGGAGGGCAUUGCUGCUGCAGCAGCACGCUUUUCCCACCAUACCCACACACGCUCCUCUCUGCACACCCGCACACGCUUCUCCUAUCAUCCGCUCACCUCACGUGGCGUUGACAUGUGGCGAGUCCCAGCCAUGGGGCACAAUCCCUCUAGUAGUACCCCCACACCCUCUCCCUUCUUCCCCUCCCAGUCCCCUCCCCCCUCUGUCCACCCCCCACUCUUCCUACCACCACACCUCGCGUGGCGAUGA